Callithrix jacchus (white-tufted-ear marmoset) is the source of this 1373-nucleotide messenger RNA. RefSeq names its product Rab9 effector protein with kelch motifs (gene RABEPK). Gene Ontology annotation, molecular function: protein binding. The record is from RefSeq and is a predicted model, not a curated record. Lineage: Eukaryota; Metazoa; Chordata; Mammalia; Primates; Cebidae.
GACCUAAGCCCCGCCCCUCCGGGGGCGGAGUCACGGCUCGCAACUGGCCUAAGUCGCCGCAGGACACCAUGAAGCAGCUGCCCAUCUUGGAACCUGGAGACAAGCCCAGGAAAGCAUCAUGAAAUGAGUAAACUAAAGUUCAGAAAGGUUAAAUGACUUCCCAAAGGUCACACAUCUAGGAAGUACCUGAGCUGGAAUUCGAACCAGAUCUGUCUGAAUUCACACACCAUGUUCACAGCCACCAUCCUGUGCCAAGACACAUCACUGAACAUUUCUGGAGGUACACCUUGACUCUCCAAGGAGACAGCCCCUGUGCUCGAGUUGGCCACAGCUGUUCAUAUUUACCCCCAGUUGGUAAUGCCAAGAGAGGGAAGGUCUUCAUUGUUGGGGGAGCAAAUCCAAACAGAAGCUUCUCAGAUGUGCAUGCCAUGGAUCUCGGAAAACACCAGUGGGACUUAGUUACCUGCAAGGGCCUCUUGCCCCGGUAUGAACAUGCUAGCUUCAUUCCCUCCUGCACACCUGACAGUAUCUGGGUAUUUGGAGGUGCCAACCAAUCAGGAAAUCGAAAUUGUCUACAAGUCCUGAAUCCUGAAACCAGGACAUGGACCAUGCCAGAAGUGACCAGCCCCCCACCAUCCCCAAGAACAUUCCACACAUCAUCAGCAGCCAUUGGAAACCAGCUGUAUGUCUUUGGGGGCGGAGAGAGAGGUGCCCAGCCCGUGCAGGAUGUGAAGCUGCAUGUGUUUGACGCAAGCACUCUGACCUGGUCACAGCCAGAGACACUUGGAAAUCCUCCAUCCCCCCGGCACGGUCAUGUGAUGGUGGCAGCAGGAACAAAGCUCUUCAUCCAUGGAGGCUUGGCAGGGGACAAAUUCUAUGAUGAUUUCCACUGCAUUGAUAUAAGUGACAUGAAAUGGCAGAAGCUAAGUCCCACUGGGGCUACUCCAGCAGGCUGUGCUGCCCACUCAGCUGUGGCUGUGGGAAAACACUUGUACAUCUUUGGUGGAAUGACUCCUGCAGGAGCACUGGACACAAUGUACCAGUAUCACACAGAAAAGCAGCAUUGGACUUUGCUUAAGUUUGACACUUUUCUACCCCCUGGACGAUUGGACCACUCCAUGUGUAUCAUUCCAUGGCCAGUGACAUGUGCGUCUGAGAAAGAAGAUUCCAAUUCUCUCAGUCUGAACCAUGAAGCUGAGAAAGUGGAUUCAGCUGACACAGUAAUGACCCACAGUGGUGACUCACAUGAGGAAAGCCGGGCUGAUACACUGCUGUGUUUUGUGUUUGGUGGGAUGAAUACAGAAGGGGAAAUUUAUGAUGAUUGUAUUGUGACUGCAGUUGACUAAUAAAACCCACGUUUUUAUUACCUGUCA